Messenger RNA from Sipha flava (yellow sugarcane aphid), 796 nucleotides. RefSeq names its product condensin-2 complex subunit H2-like. The record is from RefSeq and is a predicted model, not a curated record. Gene Ontology annotation, molecular function: chromatin binding. Gene Ontology annotation, biological process: meiotic chromosome condensation; mitotic sister chromatid separation. The transcript has 4 exons. NCBI's taxonomy places the organism in Eukaryota, Metazoa, Arthropoda, Insecta, Hemiptera, Aphididae. Gene Ontology annotation, cellular component: condensin complex; nucleus. Bases 109 to 702 code for a protein of 197 amino acids.
GCGAUAUUAGAUAAUUUUAUAGUAAUACCAUUGAUUUUAUUUUAUUUUAACUAUGAUUGUUUAUGAUAUAUGCUGUUGUCUCUAUGGUGGUGUAAAGUUGAAUAGUAUAUGCGUGAGGUAAUCGUGAUUGAUCCUUUGGUUAUGUAUGUAUUGGUUUAUGUAGAUGAACUUGGAUUUAGAGGUUUUAACAGUCCAACUUCCUAUGAUGGUUUUGAUGAAAAUGUUGCUAUGGAUAUAAUCGAUGAACAAAUUGAAGAAGCUAACCAAGGAGAUUUCCUAUCAUAUCAGGAUAUUCAAAAUGAUAUGGAGAGAUACAAACAAAAUCAACAGGAUAUUAUUAAUGAACAAGGUCUAAUGUUGAAACGAGUUCAACAAUGGCAUGAAAACCUUCGACCGAUUUUAGAAGAAGAAGAAAAGAGAACUGAAUUUGAUAUACACGAAUAUGGAACAAGAUUGUUAAAUUGCUUUAAGUCAAUAGGUGAACAGAAAACAUUUAAGGAAUUGAUUGAACUGGUUGGAGGAUCAGCGCAAGUAGAAGUUUCUCGAUACUUUUUAUCUACUUUAAUGAUGACUAAUACUUAUAACUUGAAGUUAACAAAAUCAAGUGAUGGUGAAAUGAUAAUAGAACUUUUGAAAAAAGAAAGGCAUCAUGAAGAACUUCAAGUUAAUAUUGGUAAUCAAGUGAACCAAGAACCAAAGUGAUUAUAAUAAUCUGUGAAAACUCAUAAUAAUACCAUCUUCUGGAAAUACUUCUACUGACCUUUUUUUUUUUAUAAAUAUAUAUAUAUUUUAGUGU